GUGUUUGAUAACUAUGGUCUAACAAAUUCGGGAUGGAGGGAGUAUUUUACUUCGUUUCUCUCCUUCUGUUCUCGAUAAAAUUCCAAUUCUCAAAUUAAUUGAUAAAAUCCUCUUAGCUUUCAAAUUGCCACCGAAAUUGAAGAAUUGAAAUCUCCACUGUGUAAACUCGUGAAAUUAGUUUAGAGUUUUGCUAUGUAACCUAUGCGUUAUGCGCAAGUGAAUGAAGUGCAUAUUUUUUUCGAUGUUUAAUUAGUUAAAUAAUAAGAGGUAGUACUGUUUUUCUGGGUUUGAAGAUAAAAAAGGAACUGGGAUUUAUGGGUUUUUUGUUUUAUCAGGCUGGGACAUGUGAGUUGUUGAUUACAUAUGAGAUUGAACUCAUUGAAGAUUAUGUGUUUGUGGCCUUGUGGGUUUGAGUUUUGAUUAUGUCAUGGGAAAAUGUAAGGUAUUUAGGGAUGCACAGAAGGUGUUUGAUGAAAUGUUUGGGAGAAAUGUUGCUUCUUGGACUUGUAUCCCGUGUAUGCUUGAUGGGUAUGUUUAUUGUGAGGACUUGAUUAGUGUGGAAAGGGAAUUAGAUGCAAUGCCGAAGAGAAAUAAGGUCUCAUGGAAUGCCAUGAUAAUGAACCAGAAGACAGAGAGGAAGCAGACAUCUCAAAGAGGAAGAAGGGAAAAUCAAAACAAAGGGAAAGAAGCAAAGGAGAGAGACAGAGUGGAAAACUAAUAAAGAAAGGAAAUUGGGCGCCAAAAAAGAAAGGAAAAAUCUUCAAUAAAAAAGGGGAAAGAAAAGGGAGCUUAAAUAAUAAUUGGUGACGUGGUACCAAUUGAGGUUAGCAUGAGUGGUUAAGGGCCUCUUGCUCCUUAACCAAGGUCUCGGGUUCGACCCUUGGGAAUGGAAAAAAUCUCAACUGGGAGGGAUGCUGCCCAUCGAGGUACCCAUGCAAACUCCCACGGGAGAUUACCUCGCCGAAGGCGGUGGGAACUCCUCGUAGUAGAACCAAAAAAAUAAUAAUUGGUGACGUGGUAUAACUGUCAGGAAAAUAUUGUUGCGAGAAUUGAAGUAUUCCGUCCAUUUAUGUUUUGGCGCUCAAAAACAUAAUUCAAACACUUUCCCCUGUAACUCUUCUUUGAUCAAACCCAAACACUAAAACAUUCAAGAACGAAUUCUCUCUCCUCCCCCUGUAACUCAAAUCUGAUCAAACCCAAAGUCCAAACACUAUAAUCUUUCAAGAUUGUAAUCGCCAUGGAUAACGGGAAGGGCAAGAACAAAGUAGAUGAAUCUAGAACAGAGAUUGGCUCUCAUUUGAAUCCUACAGAUGUUGAUGUUGAGGAAGUGUAUGAAUGUGGUGAAGAGCAGAAAAACUUGAAUGUUAGGGAAGUUGAGGAAGAUAUAUCUCAUGCUUCGAGUGAAACUAAUAUGUCCGGGCCUCCAUUUCUGGGGAAUCCCACUUCUGUUCAGACAAGUCUCCCUGAAUUAGAGCCGUCUGGGCCAUCUCAAGGGAUGGGGUCUCAGCAAUUUUCUCAUGUCAGGGACACUGGUUCAAUCAGCCAUCAACUUCCCCAUUCUGAUUUGUUAAGGUUAAUGAGAAAUACGUCGAAUUCUGCUUCUGCUCAAGGCCUGCCAUAUCUACCUGCAUUAGAACAAUCUCGAUGGAUGGGGCCUCAGCACCUUCCUCACAUCCGUAGCACUGGCUCAACACGCGAGAGGCCAAUGCCCAGCCUUCAACCUGGUGGGGAUCAAGUAGUUCCUUUCUAUCCUGGUUUGGUAAUGGUCACCAGUAGUAUGUCGGAUCAAGUAGUUCCUUUCUAUCCUGGUUUGGUAAUGGUCACCAGUAGUAUGUCGGAUCAAGUUGUUCCUUUUUAUCCUGGUUUGGUAAUGGUCACCAGUAGUAUGUCGGAUCAAGUUGUUCCUUUCUAUCCUACUUCUGCUGGAGUCAAUGCCCCACUCUUUCAGUCACAGCCUCGAUACAGUUCAACAAAUCAAUAUGCAUCAGUGUCAUCUCCAUGGCUGGAGUCUUAUAUCAGAAACGCUGCUUCAUGUAGCCAGAGUCCAAAUCCUUAUCAGUUGAGAUCUGGUUCAGGUCGACAAUCGCAGCAAGGCCCCCCACCUGGAUUCAACCUUUCAUCAUCAGCUCUACAGCUAACCACUCAGACCAUAACAACAAUCUAUCGACAAGCACAGCGUGGCCCCCCACCUGGAUUCAACCAUUCUCUAUCAGCACCACAGCUAACUACUGAGCCCAUAACAACAAUCUAUCGACAAGUGCAACGAGGCCCCCCACCUGGAUUCAACCAUCCUCCAUCAGCACCACAACUACCAAACGCAGCACCUGCUUCAAUUCCUUUUCAGUUAAGACGGAAUGAUAUGAAUAGGGACAGACUUGAUGGUUUGAGGUUUGGCGUGACUGAUUCCCUAGACCGCCUUCAAAAUCUGGAGAACAGCAUUGCUGAAUUACAGUCUAGAGUGGCUGAUUUAAAAAAUUGCAUUGUCAAUCUAGAAGAAGAGUUAAAUAAAGAUGGCGAAAAUGAAGCAGAAAGCCAGGGAUCAUCAUCCUGAUAAUGCAGAGGACCCUUCAUUGACUGAACUUCCAGGAUUUUGUAGCUGAACUUCCUGUUGUCUUUAGCUGAUUUCAUAAACAAGCAAUUUAUGCAUUCUGAUGUUUUUUUUUAUAUUCUUUGAGAGACUACGGAAGAUUUAGAGCAUUGUGAAGAACAAAGUGUUUUUCAUGAGAUGUAUAGAAGAUAUGUACUUUUUGAACAUGUAUGGGUAGAUCUCGAGAUCAAGAGUGACUAAAUGCUGCUUCCUAUCAUUGUAGUUGGGAAAUUAAGCCAUUGAUAUUUUAGAAUGUUGGCAUUCUCAGAGAAGAACUUAGUGGAGAAAAACUUUGUA
Messenger RNA from Spinacia oleracea (spinach), 2884 nucleotides. RefSeq lists its product as uncharacterized. The transcript has 7 exons. Bases 1238 to 2551 code for a protein of 437 amino acids. NCBI's taxonomy places the organism in Eukaryota, Viridiplantae, Streptophyta, Magnoliopsida, Caryophyllales, Amaranthaceae. The record is from RefSeq and is a predicted model, not a curated record.